CAGCGAUAUUUAAUGGAUUUCAAUCUCUCAAAUAGUAAAUUGCUAUAAAAAAUACAACCUAAUCGUGAAUAGUCAGCCAAGAAAUUAAGCAACUCAGAAGUGAAUGCUGCAAUACAGAAAUACUUUCAGAUGACUAAGAGAAAGGAAGGUAAGAUUCCUAAUCCAACAAUCUCUACCACCCAGUCAUCCAAGAUUUUAGGACAACUAGUGACUAAGGUUUCACCCUCUCUAGAUAUCAGUGUUCCUAUUAAGAUUCCGACACCUUCUGGCACUUAAUCUCACAGGCCAUUAUCUGAGAAGAAACCCCAUCAUCGUCCUCAGUAAUCUGUGGGACAAAGCAGGGAUUUGAUUUUACAGAAACUCCAAACAGCAUUGUUCCAGAAGCCUAAGACCCAAUCUCAUUAGACGACACCGAAGUGUAGUGGUGAGGAAAGUGUAAGUGUGAGCAGAUAUUUUGAGAGUUCAAAAAAAUCAAAAGGUGAAUCUCAAGAAUACUACUUAACGAGGGUUAAGAAUGCGUUUUCAAGACCCUUAGUGGAUGAUUACUUCAGUCGAAUGUACAGGGAACACUUUUAUUAAACUUAUCAGGGGAUAUAAGUUGCAUCGUACUUACAACCAGUUUAUCCAAAUGAACUAUAAAAUAAGCAAGUACAUCUAAAAUAGAAGGAAUGUUACAAAAGUAAUCUCAAAUUAUACUUUAGAUAAAAUCACAAUUGUGUUUGAUUUGGAUGAGACAUUAGUCCAUUGCAACGAAAACUUAGCAAUACCGAGUGAUGUUAUAUUUACAAUUCAAGUGUCUCCCCAAGAAAAAAUUAAGGCAGGAAUCAAUGUUAGACCUGGAGCUGUCAAAUUAUUGGAACUGUUAGUGAAGGAUUUUGAAUUGAUAGUCUUUACAGCUUCUCACCCUUGUUAUGCCUAGAAGGUGAUCGAAUAUUUAGAUCCCCAGAAGACUCUUUUUUCUCAUAGUCUUUACAGAGAUAACUGUAUAAUGACUACAGGAGGGAUGUACACCAAGGACCUGAGAAUUUUCAAUCGAUCUCUAAGCCAAAUAGUUUUAGUGGACAAUGCUUCUUAUUCCUAUGCUUGGCAAUUGGAGAAUGGGAUACCAAUAAUUCCCUUCUAUGAUAACAAGGAGGAUAGGGAAUUGGAGUUGCUGUUAAAAUACCUCAAAGGAAUGUAGCAUUGUAAUGAUGUAAGGGAAUAUAAUAGGUAAAAUAUCAUGAAAUAAUAAAGAAAUCAUCUAAGAUUGUAGUACUUCCAAGAUCCUUCAGGGCCAGGACUAGUGUUUGAGAGACUGUUUCAACAGAAAAUGUAAAUCUGAUGAUUUUUUAUUAAAAUGAAGUAUGCUCUCGGCAGUUGAGUAUUCUCAAUUUCAUUGAUUAUUCACAAGUGCAAAUUACUUUGAAACGAUUGUAUAAAAUAUAAAAAUGGAUCCAUAAUUGAGUCACUACACUUAAUUCUUCAUUGUCGUUACUAAUCUGUGCAAGACUAAUCAAAUCACUCCCGAACAGAAGUCCUUACUGAAAAGUAAUCUGACUCGGAAGGAUGAGAAAAUAUGUCGAUUGUUGAUAUAAAAUAGCGGUCCUGGGAAGUAUGAGUUGAAUAUCAUCCAUUUAGAGAGAUGUUAUUGCGAGAAGCCUUGCUUGAUUACUUGGCCGCACAAAACAAACAAAUCUAGCGGAGGAGAUCUCAUAAAUCAAAGACAGUUCAUUUCAUGAAAGACGUAGCAGAGCAGGAAAAGCAACCUGAGAUUGUCCCUCCUCAGGAAUCACCAGCCUAACCAUUGGCGAGUGCUGCAGCUGUCAUGAUUGAACAACUGACAGGAGUUUUACAUAAACAUAUUGAUAAACAUAGCUUACUUGUACCAGAGGAUAAGGAGAAGCUGAUAUAACUGUGCACCUUAAUUUAAAAACUCACAUCUGAGUAGGUUGACUUAGAUGGAAUAAGUCCAUUUAGGGCCAGAUACUCUUCGGAAAAUAGCAAAUUAGCUGAAAUUAGCGAGAAGGAUUUGGAUUCUAGUGAUGAGGAUGUCUACGAGAAAAUGGUAAAGGGAAUAGACGACAUCUAUAAAGAGUUGAAGAGUAUUUUCACUGGAAAUUUGCAUACCCAUUUACUACUCAUGUAAGAGGACAUUUCCUAUGAGAAUUUGUAUUAAGUCUUAAAAUUUUUACUUAAAAUCCUUGUUGAUGCGGACGAAUUCACCUUCUUUAUUCAUCGGGAUAAAGAAUGGGAAGUAUAUUCAUCCUCCAAUGAUUCCAUCAAAGAUGUAACACCUGAAGAAGCUCAAAAAGUAACAGAUGAACUGGCCUAUAUCCGUCCAUUCUGUAUUCACAGGAUCGACCCCAAACAAAGACAAUACCCUUAAAUUGAAGACACUUGCAAAACCAAUGCCUAUUCACAAACUUCCAUUGUAAAGUUCUAGUUGUAAUUGAAGAAUUACGAAGUUCUCUUCUGUCUCCACUGGACUGACAAAGACAAAAAGAAUAUCAAGAGAAAGUUUAUCAAGUAAAUACUACAUUCGCUAUUAAAAGUUAUGCCAAUAUGUAUGGGUUCAACAAGGAUGUGACGCAUCUGGCACAAUUUUUGGUUGAAACCAUCAUAACAGCCAAAGUCCAAUUCUUUAAUCCUCUGAGAUUUGCCGAUUAGGUGUAAGACAUAGGAAUAAGUUUCAUGCGUAUAUCCAGGUUUUUGUUGGUCGAAGGGAUUAAGAAAGUCCUCAGCAUUAAGUUUGAAGUCGAGAAGGAACAGACUUUCUCUACUGAUGAAAACAUGAAAAGGUAGAAGGAAUCCUAGUGUGUGAAAAUAGAGCUUAAGGAUUCGAAUCCAGUCACUUUAAGGAUAAAGGAUAUGGAUUUGAAAAAUGAUUAGGAUCAACACCUGUAUUCAGUGGUAUUUAUAAAACACCUAAAGUAAAGAUUAUUCAAAUCCAAGAGAAAUACGAUGGUUAUGUGAAGUUGUGUUAUGAGAAGUCAGCCUUCUACAAAUAUUUCUUACGUACAACAGAUUCAUUGCUGUUUGAUUUUAAUAAGCAAGGAGAAUUGAUAUUUUUGAGUAGACCCAUUUCUAAAUCAUUAAAGUAUUAGUUUCUUAAACAUUUUAAUAGGGAGAGAUUCAACAUCAACUUUGAUCCCAAAGCUAUUUUGUAUAACAAGAUAUCUUACUAGGACAUCUUUGCUUAGAAUAGUAUCAUAUCGAAUAUUGAGGUGAAUAUUCAAAAUAUACACGAAAAUAGAAGAAAUCAGUAUUUAAGCAAUUUGGAGAAUCCUUAAUUUGAAAUUUUCUUGAAGGUCGUUGACAAUGAUUUUAAGGGAUUCACUGUUAUUUUCCAUGAGAAUGAAGCAAGAAGAUUGAAAUAGUAUUUUAUGGCAUUGAAAAUUGACAACAUGACAAAUGAUGUAUAAAAAGAGGCUGAAGCCAAUAAGUCCUUGGAGGAGGAUAUUUAGAAACAAAUAUUGAUUCAAUACAACAAACAUUAGACCUUUAAGUUUUUAAAUUAAUUAGAUGAAACUCAAGACGUAGCCAAUUCAAUGAUUGCACUUUUCAUUCCAGAAAAUGAAUUAUCUUAGAUUAGACAUCGUAAAACAGAUGGUCGAAGUCCAGAGUAACAUAGCAAAGAUUUGUAGAAUGAUUAAUGGGUUGCACCUCCAUAGAAGAAAAAGAAAAUAGGAUCUAGUGUUUACAUUAAAUACUAACAAUAAUUAGAAGCUGUGGAUGCCAAUCUAUUUAAAGUGAAUAAUAGUGAUUCUUAAUUGGAUUUAUUUGAAUUUAACAUCUUGGUGUUGGAUUCAUCACAAGAAAAACAUCGAAUAGUUUAUAGUAUUUUAGAAAGGAAUGGUUUCAUAUCCUAAUACAAUUUAAAUAAGCAAUGUUUAGCUCAGUUCUUGAGUGUAUUGUAGAAAAAGUACAACAAACGAAACAAUUCCUUCCAUAAUUACGAUCAUGGAAUAGCUGUGAUGUAAAGUGCUCACUUCAUGUUGUAAUGUGGAAAAGCCAAGCUAUUAAUUGAUGAUUUCAGGAGAAUGUCCACCAUUAUAUCAGGUUUGUGUCAUGAUGUAUCACACACUGGCAGAACCAACAUUUUCAUGAUCAAUAGCCAAUCCAAAUUAGCCACUCGCUAUCAUGAUUCUAGUGUAAUUUAAUUAUUGUAUUAUUCAAGCCUCUGGAAUAGCAUCAUGCUGCAAGUACUAUUUUUAUGUUAAAGGAUCCUUCACUCAAUUUUCUGAAGUCCUUAUCAAAAGAACAAACUCAAUAAUUCAGAAGAGUUCUCAUAGAUAACAUUUUAUAUACGGAUAUAAAGGUCCACUUCACAUUGUUAAAAGACUUUGAAAGCAGAAUCAAGGAUGAAGUAACUAAACCAUUUGGUACUGGAGAUGACGAUCUCAAAUUAUUAACAGGGAUGAUUAUACACACUGCAGAUUUUAAUGGAGGAGCCAAGGUCUUUGAGAUAUCCAGAAUUUGGUCAGAAAGAGUUAAUAAAGAAUUUAGUGCUUAAUACGAUGAAGAGGGUAGAUUGGGAAUUCCAUAAACACCAUUCUUGAAAGACCUUGACAAAUUGCAUGUUAUGGCUAAGUCUGAAAUGGGAUUCUUUAAAGUAAUCGUCAGACCCUUAUGGUUCACUUUGAAUACCUUCUUUGUAUUUCAUUAUCACAUUAUCUUAGGAUGGAUACCUCUAGCAAAGUAUAACCAAUCUUGAUAACACCAUCAUUAGUUGGGAAAAAAUCUAUCAUGCUAAUCUUCCCAAAGAGGAGAGACAACAAUAAUCAUGA
Paramecium octaurelia is the source of this 4766-nucleotide messenger RNA. The record is from the annotation of a GenBank genome assembly. Lineage: Eukaryota; Ciliophora; Oligohymenophorea; Peniculida; Parameciidae.